CACGUCUUCAUGAAUUAGUGCUGCGAGGCAGGGGCUGGGGACAGGAGCGAAAACCCCAGCGGAACCGGCGCCCCAGGCAUGGCGGGUUCGUGCGCAGUUCAGGUAAAGCUGGAGCUGGGGCACCGAGCCCAGGUCAGGAAGAAACCCACCGUGGAAGGCUUCACCCACGACUGGAUGGUGUUUGUCAGAGGACCCGAACACAGCAACAUUCAGCACUUCGUGGAAAAAGUGAUCUUCCACCUGCACGAGAGUUUUCCCCGACCGAAAAGAGUGUGCAAAGAUCCACCCUACAAAGUUGAAGAAUCUGGGUAUGCUGGUUUCAUUUUACCAAUUGAAGUUUACUUCAAAAACAAGGAAGAACCUAAGAAAGUUCGAUUUGACUAUGAUUUAUUCCUGCACCUUGAAGGCCACCCACCUGUAAAUCACCUCCGCUGUGAAAAGCUCACAUUCAACAACCCAACAGAGGAAUUCAGAAGAAAGCUGCUAAAGGCAGGAGGGAUCAUGGUAAUGCCAGAUGGCACAUCAUUCUCUUCAGGACAGAGCCUCCAUCUCCCCAACCUUCCCAGUAACCCCAUGUCUUUUUCUGAAGUGAAGAAGAAAUUAUCUCAUGGGCCAAAGGACCCAACUAGGAUUCUGAACACAAGUAGCAGCAGCAGUAGUAAUAGUUUUUCGAAGACCCACAAGUUAACAAAGGAGCACAAGGAAAAGACUUAUAAAGACUCAAAAGAACAUAAAAGUGCCUUCAAAGAACCUUCCAGGGAACAGAAUAAAUCUUCCAAAGAAUCCUCUAAGAAACCCAAAGAAAACAAACCACUAAAAGAUGACAAAAUAGUUUCUAAGAUGGCCUUCAAGGAACCCAGACCUGUACCCAAGGAGCUGAAGUCUGAAAACACCCCCAUCCUUACUGUAGCAGGUGGGCAGCAGCAAGAAAAGAAGACCCUCACAAAAAGGCCCCCUACUGUGGACUCUAAUGAAACUUCAGCAAAAAAAAGAAAAAAAAGUGGCCCAGAUUUGUUAUUUAAAAGCUUCUCUAGUGCCCCACCACUGAUUCUUACUUGUUCAGCUGACAAAAAACAGACAAAGGAUAGAUCUCAGCCCAAGGUGGGAAGAGUCAAAACUGAAAGUGAUACACUGGAAAGGAAGACACCUACUCUGCCACCGUUUGAUGAUAUUGUAGAUGCCAGUGAUUCUGAUGUGGAGGAAAACAUAUCCUCCAAAUCUGAAUCUGAACAGCCCAGUCCUGCCAGUUCCAGCUCCAGUUCCAGCUCCAGUUUUACUCCUUCGCAAACCAGCAAACAAGGUCCAUUGAGGUCUAUAAUGAAAGAUCUGCAUUCAGAUGAUAAUGAAGAUGAAUCGGAUGAAGCAGAUGAGAACGAUAAUGACUCUGAGUUUGAACGACCUGUAAAUACCCGAGGAGGAAGCAGGAGUCGAAGGGUUAGUCUGAGUGAUGGCAGUGACAGCGAGAGCAGUUCAGCUUCUUCUCGUCUACAUCAUGAACCAGCACCGCCUUUACUAAAAACCACCAACAACCAGAUUUUAGAAGUGAGAAGUCCAAUAAAGCCAAACAAGUCUGAUAAGCAAAUAAAGAAUGGGGAUUGCGAUAAGGCUUAUCUUGAUGAGCUGGUAGAGCUCCACAGAAGAUUAAUGACUUUGAGAGAGAGACAUGUACUGCAGCAGAUAGUGAAUCUUAUAGAAGAAACUGGACACUUUCAUAUCACAAAUACAACUUUUGACUUUGAUCUUUGCUCACUGGACAGAACCACAGUCCGUAAACUACAGAGUUAUCUGGAAACAUGUGGAACCUCCUAAAAAAUUCAGCGUCUUUCUGCAUCAGAACCUGUUCUUUAAAUGACACAUUCAGAAUGAUGCAACCAAAAUAGGGGUGGGGGAAGAAAACAACUCUCUUCAGCUUUAUUUUUACUUAAAGCCAGUGAUCAUCUGUUGAUAAGGGAGAAGAAAUGUGACAAGACUCAGAGGACCACUCUUCUCAAGAAGAAAAUACUCCAGAAGAGUUUGCCUGGGUAGCCUUGAAAAACAAAUACACAAAACCAAACAAAAAUACUUGGUCUUAAUGAAUGUGUAUGAUAUCAUGUAUCUCUCUCUGUGGUGCUCCAGUCCACAAGAUGAAUGCAUGUUCAACACACUGCCUUAUUAUGUAACUGAUCUAUUUAUUACUGCAUACAUGUAUUCUAAAGUUAAUGAGUCAUUGAAUGGUACUACCAGAUGUUGCAAGUAGUGAAGUCCCAUAUGUGCUCUUUUGAUGCAGUACUAUCAGAAGCAUAGUAGUCUUACGUUAAAAAGCCACUUCUUGCAAUCUUUCUCUAGUCUCUAAAAGCACUACAAUCUUGUUUCCACUUCUGCAGUUCCAGGAAACAAGAUACAAAGUUGGGGAUCAAACAAUAAUCCUAUAUUUGUUGCUUCUCUGCCACAGUGGGUUGGACCACAGUCGGUUGGACCGCAGGUCCUUGGUUCUAUCCAUUUAUUGAUCUUCACCAUGGUAGGAAGUGCACCAAAUAGGGUUAUAUGACUUGCUGUCUAGCCUUAGUGAAUAAACCAGUAGGAUUUUUAACAAAAAAUGUUACGUAUACUGUCCUGAAUCCAGAAGCUUUUGCAGCCUACAUUCUUGUGUCUGAUUUAAUGUUAUAAAAUUAAAUAUAUGUGAGUGAAGGUGUUCUGCAGGAUCAUUAUAAAAGAAGAAAUACUGGUCCUGUCUCCAAGGAGAUGUAGAGAAUUCUGAAUUUGCAGCUAUUUAUUUGAGUUUCAGCACUCCUCUGCUGCCAGUGUGUGAGUCACUUACACCAUAAAAUUAUUUGCAUAAAUUUUUUUGUUUGUUCAUAUAGUAUAUGGUCUGCUUACUUUGUUUUGAGGUUUUGUUUCUGAUUUUGUUGGGGAUUUUUACAACUGCUAAAUUAAAAUACUUUGAAAAAAAAAUUACACAGUUACAUGUUAGAAUAAAUACAUGGUAUAUGGCAUAUAUAUGUGUGUGUGUGUACACGUAGACGUGCACCUGCAUAUAUAUACACACACGCACAUAUGUGUAUAUACUUUUUACACUUUCCAGAUUUUGGUAUUUGUUCAGUAACCCGGUUGUGUUUCCAGAAGGAUUUCUUGUCUAAAGAAAUGAGUAUUCUUUCAUGCCAUCCAUUAUUCCUUAAAAGUCAGAAUCCCUGUUUAUGCAUGAUAAAAAAGAGCAUGUGUACUCAGUUUCACAUUCAUCCUCCAAUGCUUUCUUGAUGAAAUGAUCACCCUUCUCUUGGGAGUUCAAAUCCCCCAAUGAAAAGGGAAGACAAUUUUAAAAAUACUUCUGGAUGCAAAGAUUUAUUCAGGUUUAUUAGCCUUAAAAAUGUAUCUUGUUUCUGAACAGGCCAGUAUGUCAUGAGUAUGCUUAUAUGCCACAUGUAGUCUGUAUGUGUAGAGCUAAACACCGUAUCUGUAUGAGUUCCUGUUUCAUGCACAUGGUCUGUGCAGCACUGUAAAACUGAAUUUGUUUUGGGGUUAUUUCUUAUUCAGAUGGUAAAUCCUAAUACUGUUUCUUUAAGUCCAAAGAAAAUUUUACACUUUACUCUUUUUGUGAGGGUGGGAUACAAAUUGGGUUGGGGAACGUUUUUCUAAUUUAAGAUGUUGUUUGACCACACUCCACAGGAAGUCCUUCUCAGGCUUCGUAAGAAUAAGUGUACUUUUUCAGUAAUGUUAUGACUCUUAUUGAUGAUUGGCAUGAAGCAUACUUGAAAUGUUUUGUUCUUCUAAGUCCAUGUCUUAAUGUGCAAUUGGUGGUGGG
This is a messenger RNA of Melopsittacus undulatus (budgerigar), 3778 nucleotides long. It is a transcript of the gene MLLT3, whose product is annotated as MLLT3 super elongation complex subunit. Gene Ontology annotation, molecular function: chromatin binding. The transcript is spliced from 12 exons. Gene Ontology annotation, biological process: positive regulation of DNA-templated transcription. Bases 79 to 1809 code for a protein of 576 amino acids. The record is from RefSeq and is a predicted model, not a curated record. Gene Ontology annotation, cellular component: transcription elongation factor complex. Lineage: Eukaryota; Metazoa; Chordata; Aves; Psittaciformes; Psittaculidae.